AUGGCCAUUUGCACUGGCUUUGCUAAAGGAGCAUACUUUGAAAACCAGCAAGUAUUGAACUAUGAACUAGACCAAUUUCAAACAUGUCCAAUUGAUAUUCCGUUAACCUGUACCAAUACGACUCCGGUCCAGAAUAGUUGUUGUUUUGAAAGUCCAGGAGGUAUAAUGUUGCAGACCCAGUUUUGGGAUUACUAUCCACCAAUUGGGGAUAAUGAGACGUUUACCUUGCAUGGGUUAUGGCCAGAUAAUUGUGAUGGUAGUUAUGAACAAUUUUGUGAUGAUAGCUUGAAUUUAAAACAGAAUGAAGUAGUUGAUAUUAUCAAAAAUCAAUAUAAAGAUGAAGAGUUGGUUGAAUUUAUGAAGUUAAAUUGGAAGAAUUUCAACGGGAACGAUGAAUCUUUAUGGACUCAUGAGUUUAAUAAACACGGAACGUGUAUUAAGACCAUUAGAUCCAAGUGUUUUGCUGAUUAUAAAGAAAAUGAAAAUGUUUAUAAAUUUUUCAAUAUCUCGGUUAAUUUAUUUAAAAAGUACCCUACCUUUAAAUUUUUAAAUGAAGAAGGAAUCAUCCCAUCAAAUGAUAAAACUUAUACCAAGGAAGAAAUCUCUAAUGCCUUGAAGAAGAAUUUUGAUGGGAAACAAGUUUAUUUCAAAUGUAAUAAGUAUAAUGCAUUACAAGAGAUUUGGUAUUAUCAUCAUUUAAAAGGAUCACUUUUAAAUGAAGAUUUUGUACCAAUUGAUAGUUUAAUUAACUCAAACUGUCCAAAUCAAGGUAUUAAAUUCAUACCUAAAAAUCAAGGUUUCAAACCACCACCAAAUCAACCCCCAAAAUCUCCUAAUAGAGGAUACCUUAAAUUAUCCAAUAAUCCCGGUUGUCUCAUAAGUAAUGGACAAUGGUAUCAAUAUGGAACUUGUGCCACAUAUCAAAUCAAUCAACUGGCCUUUGGUGGUUACAAUAUUAAAUCGUCAAAGGGAUAUUGUGGAAUUGACUCAAAUGACCGAUUAAAUUGUAAUAGUCAAAAUCAACCCCUGAGAUACCAAUUUCAUUUCGAUAAAGAACUGAAAGAAAUCAGUUAUGGUUCAGUUAAUCAAUGGUGUUUUGACGAUAAAGGUAAACACGGUCAUGGCAAAUACGUUCAAGUUCCAAUUAAAUUAAACAAAGAUAAUUGCGAAUCCCCAUUCACAAUUAAACUUGUUUGA
Molecule: messenger RNA, 1197 nt
Organism: Hyphopichia burtonii NRRL Y-1933
Lineage: Eukaryota; Fungi; Ascomycota; Pichiomycetes; Serinales; Debaryomycetaceae
Exons: 1
Coding region: 1-1197 (398 amino acids)
Biological process (GO): RNA catabolic process
Cellular component (GO): extracellular region
Molecular function (GO): RNA binding; ribonuclease T2 activity
Source: RefSeq, a predicted model, not a curated record